AUACAUUUUACAUAUGAAGAAAAGUGCAGGGGUCCAGUCAACCCGAAUGUGACGAAACCGGAAGUUACCAGAGGUGAACUCUCUCGCUUCACUUGUGGACGUUGUGCAGCUACAGCUGUUUCACGUUGCUCAUAUUCUGCGUAUCCACGAUUUACAUGCGAGCCAGUGAUGCAAACAAGCCCGCUGGAUAAUAAAGGAAUUACUGUGUGGCUACCUUUUGGAUAAAAAAGACCCACUGUCUCUCUUCGCCCACUAUGCGGAGGAUUAAUGACACCGAGGCCGUCCGCAUAGGUCGUAUAUAGGAGAUAUUUGAUGGAAGGUGGGACGAGGCAGAGGUUGUCAGGCUCUGGAGUCGGGACAUCAGCUGAGCUGGGGAGAAGAGGGCAACGCUAGCAAGCUAGCUUUCGUGACUGUAAUAGUUAUAACGGAACAGUGACUUUUAUCACCACACAUCCCGCUGGUUCGCUCAUCAUGGCUACGAAUGGUAACAAUUUAACGACAGGGAUGGGAGAAAUCAUCCAGUUAAACGUCGGUGGGACAAGGUUCAGCACCUCCAGACAGACCCUGAUGUGGAUCCCAGACUCUUUCUUCUCAAGUUUGCUGAGUGGAAGAAUAUCCACUCUACGGGAUGAAACUGGAGCUAUAUUUAUUGACAGAGACCCGACAGCUUUUGCACCAAUUUUGAAUUUCCUCCGAACCAAAGAAUUGGAUCUGCGGGGCGUCAACAUCAGCAUUCUGCGCCAUGAAGCUGAGUUUUAUGGGAUAACUCCUUUAGUACGGCGCCUGCUGCUGUGUGAGGAACUGGACCGCUCAUCAUGUGGUAGUGUCCUCUUUCAUGGUUACCUGCCACCGCCAGCCAUCCCUGCCCGUAAGUCAAACCCGGCCUCAACAGCAUCUGGCUCCUCCUCCGACGAGCGACCGGGUCCAAGUGGAGCAGAAGGUUUCACCCGUGUUGGUCCCCCUCUUCACCCGUCCCUCAAUGCCUCACCUGGAACAGAUGAUAAUCACAAACUGGGUCCUGUGGUUGACCCGAGGAAGGUGCUGAUUAUAGCAGGACAUCACAACUGGAUAGUAGCAGCUUACGCACACUUUGUCAUCUGCUACAGGAUAAAGGAAUCUUCUGGAUGGCAGCAGGUGUUUUCCUCUCCUUACCUUGACUGGACCAUUGAACGCAUCGCACUUAACGCCAAGGUAGUGGGUGGCCCGCAUGGAGACAAGGACAAGAUGGUGGCAGCCGCCUCAGAAAGCAGCAUCAUCCUCUGGAGCAUCCAAGAUGGGGGCAGUGGUAAUGAGAUAGGUGUGUUCAGUCUUGGCGUACCUGUGGAUGAUCUCUUCUUCAUCGGAAACCAGCUGGUAGCUACGAGCCACACGGGGAAGGUUGGGGUGUGGAAUGCUGUUACACAGCACUGGCAGGUUCAAGAUGUUGUUCCCAUAACCAGUUGUGACACAGCAGGAUCCUUCCUAUUACUGGGUUGCAACAAUGGCUCUAUCUACUACAUAGACAUGCAAAAGUUUCCACUGAGGAUGAAAGACAAUGAUCUUCUGGUGACAGAGCUUUAUCAUGACCCUUCAAAUGAUGCCAUCACUGCACUGUCUGUCUACCUCACACCUAAAACCAGUGUGAGUGGAAACUGGAUAGAGAUAGCCUAUGGGACCAGUAGUGGUGCAGUGAGAGUGAUUGUGCAACACCCAGAGACUGUGGGGUCAGGCCCCCAGCUCUUCCAGACGUUCACCGUGCACAGGAGCCCUGUGACGAAGAUAAUGUUGUCUGAGAAACAUCUGGUAUCAGUGUGUGCGGAUAACAACCACGUUCGGACGUGGACGGUGACCCGGUUCAGAGGGAUGAUCUCCACCCAGCCGGGCUCCACUCCUCUGGCCUCCUUCAAAAUACUGUCCCUAGAGGAAACAGAGAGCCACGGGAGCUAUUGUUCAGGGAAUGAUAUAGGUCCAUUUGGAGAGAGAGACGAUCAGCAGGUUUUCAUCCAGAAGGUCAUCCCCAUCACCAACAAACUGUUUGUCAGGCUCUCAUCUACUGGAAAAAGAAUCUGUGAGGUGCAGUCAGUGGAUGGGACCACCAUCUCUUGCUUCAUGGUACGGGAGUGUGAGGGUUCCAGCCGGAUGGGGUCCCGACCUCGACGUUACCUGUUCACUGGCCACGGCAACGGCAGCAUCCAAAUGUGGGACCUGACGACUGCUAUGGACACCGCUAACAAAGGAGAGGAGAGGAAGAAAGAUGAUGUUGGCGGACCUACAGAGGAGGAAUUGUUGCAGCUUUUGGACCAGUGCGACCUGAGCACCUCCCGCUGUGCCACGCCAAACAUUAGCCCCGCCCCCUCUGUGCUUCACCACACACGCCUCCGAGAAUCCUGCUCCAGUCUCCAGCUACAGGCCCAGGAGCCCAUUCCCGAGAGCCAGGCAACUUAUGGAGCUGUGCGACCCUACAGAGAGAGUCCCCUGCUGGCCCGUGCCCGACGAACUGAGUCCUUCCACAGCUACCGAGACUUCCAGAACUUCAGCCUUAGUCGAGGUAUCUUGGACAGCACAGGUCAGACAUCCACACAGGGUUCCAGCCAGACCCUCGAUGCCCGCCGUUCACUCUGUGACUUUGGGCCCGAGGACAGCGAGAGGAGGGCCUCAGCCAUGGAGCUCUGGGCUUGCCGAAGCAUCGGUGCAAGCUCUAACAACAACGUCGGAGCUUUGACUACUGCUGGUGUUCACGGACCGAAGGCAGAAGGCAGCCAAGAGCCUCCACGGCAACCCCCCGACAGCCCGAUCCCUGGAGGUGACGUCAGGCGAAAAGUGCACCCGCAGCCAGAGGAGGGAGAGGGUGUGGGACCCGGGGGAGACGGAAUGAAGGCAGAGGGAGGUGUGAGGAAGAGGGGAGUACUAGAAGGAGGCUUUCUGGGGAGGAAGAGGGCUCCCCCUGUCCCUCACCUAACCUCCGUCCCCUCUGGAUCGGAAGGGGGUGGCAGCGACUCCUCUUCCACCGCCUCUCCCUCCCCAACCAAACUGGCCUCCUCCACCUCGCCACGACACAGGAAACUCCCCUCUGACUCAUCCAAUCAGGACAGCAGCCUGUGACUUUGCAGCGUGCUCACCCGUUUUCUUUUGAUCCCAUCAGCGGAAUCAUCUCAGAGAGACGUCCUCUAGGUGCAGGUAUUCAAGGGUGUGUUGUUACUGCCUGUUUUGCUGAAGCACAAAGUGUCCAUUCACUCAAAGAAUCCAUUAUCUCAUCAAGAUUUGUCAAAAGGAAAAAAAAAAAAUCUAUCAGUAAAUCUAAAAAUCACAGCUUGGAAAUGGAAGUAAACAAAGGCACACCUUGUUCUUUUAUCAGAUAGUGUUUUCAGUGACUGUUCUUCUGGUAGGAAUGACUUGACUUAAACCAUUCAAGCUCAUAAGAAACAUCCACAUUUAAACUGAAUUCACGUAUAAUAGCUCCAUAUAGAUUUGUGAAAUGGGCCAGGCCCCUUUUUAAACACAGAAUUCAUGAUGAUAUCAAGCGGCUCUGACAGUAUGUGCAAUCUGUCGCUCUUUGACUGACCUUAAACAUGUAACCCUCGCCAGACUCCUGGCAGCUACUUGAAUCCUAAUCUGUACUUUGCUGCAGCCAGAGACACGGUGGUUAUUGUUGCUCAAGCAGUGACACUAAAAGCUAAAAGUCAGCAAGCAGUAAAGUCAGUAAACAGCAGUAAAACUUUUCUGGGUUUGUUGUUCAACAGCUCAACGACAACUAUGCAACAGUGGAGUUAAGAUGCACAACAGACACUAACACGCUUCAGGAUUGCCGUAUCUCAGCCUGCAAGAACAGUGAAUCAUCAUGUGAAUGUGUGCCUGCUUUUCACUGCAGCUGCAUGUUUAAAAUCUUACUUCAUUAGUUACAGGCCAAUUGAGUUAUUCAUUUAUUCUCUUAUACUAAUAAUAGAACAGCCUCCUUGCUCCUCAGAAAAAGGCACAAAAAUCGGACCUGUUGUCAGCGACACGACAUGCAGUGAAUUCCACCACACAAGUUGAGGCAUUUUCAUAAAACGUGUUUAAUGUGAAUUUGAAUUUGAGAGAAGUUUUAAGCUUUUUUUUUUUUUCUCAGAGACAUUAGAAAGCUCACUAAUUCACACCAACAGUGACAACAGAUCACUUUAAUCUACAGCACAUUCACACAGGAACAGAACUUGUUUUUAAUGGUAGAAAGAAGUUUUCUAUUCAGACAGUUAUAAAAAAAUCACAAUUGUGUUAAAAAAGCAAUUUGUGCUCCUGUUUAAAUCCAGUCUGGUUUGUUUUUCACGGUGGUGCCUGUGCAAGAUCACACUAACUAUAAUUUAUUUUUUUACAGUAUCACAAUAUCACUACGCUCAACUCGAAACCAAGUACCUACACUGCGUUAUUUUACUUAUCGUCCUUUCUAAUGUGUCUGGUUUUGUUUUGGAUGACUGUUGCAGUGCCUUAUUUAACUUGUUUGACGGUUAUCAACCUGUUUGUGUGUUUUUAAAGAAAAGGAUUCUGACCAAAGGCUCGUGAAGAUUGAGCUCGUUGUGGAGCGGACCUCUUAUAAGACAGAUUUAUAUCAGGCCAAAUUAGAUUUCAUGACUGUGUGGCAGAUUGAUGAGUGGUCGCUUGAAAUGAUAGGCAGUAGACAUGAAAUGAUGAAUAUCUAUUGUGAAUUGUAAAUAGUAGACUAUAACUGGAAAGUCCAUCCUUUUUCCCAACAACUUGAGAACUCUUACCUGUAGCUUCUCUCUACAGUAGUUUGAGGUGAAUCAACACAGUUGCUGCCGAGCAUGUAGACAUAAAACAUGAGUGUAACCUAUGUAAUAAACAUUAUAUAGUUGUGAAGACCUAAAAAGAUUGGACAGCUAAAAGUAAAAUGGCAACCUUCAGUUUGUGAGCUAAACCUGCUUCUUAACUAUUGGAACCUACCAAAUCCGCUGCGAGAUUUCCAAGAGCUGUUUAAGGAAAACCAGGCCAGCGCUUGAUCUACGGUACUUUUUCAGAACCAUUUUGGUGACACCGUGCUGUAAAAAUGAGUGUGACAGAAAUAGAUUACAGGUAAACACAAAGGCUGUCCUGAAAUGUUAAUUAUCAUUUGCCAAAUGCAGCAGCUAUGUAACAUAUCUUAAGUGUUUUUUUAGCACAUUGCUUAUCGUUUCAAAAAGAUAACUGACCACGUGGUCCCUGCCUGUACAGAGAUGUAAAUUUUGAUACCCCAAUUAACUGUACGGAAAGUAGACAUACAUACUCAAAACAAAAUCCUAUUAUGGAUGCAUUGAUGUCUGUGAUGCUUUGUUGAUACUUACACUGUUGUCCAUUACAUAUUGUUGAUAAUCAUAUAAGGCCUAUGUUGAUGCUAUUGGACCUAACUGCAAUUGCACUUGCACUAUUAAGACUAAUAUUAUUAAGUAACUUGCUAAUGUUUAUUUUAUACAAAACAAUAUAAAAUCUAAAUUGUAUUUAGGCACAUACAGUCUGUCUGUCCAUAUCUGUUAUUCGUCAUUCAGUUCCUCUCUGGCUACGUUUACAUUAUAGUCCAGCCAGACGCUGAUGUGAGCAAAAAGGAAUACAUAUCUGUUUGUUUAAACUGCUCUGCACAUCAUUGUUUUACUUUGUGUAUGUUAGAAAUGCUGCAUUAUGUUGUAAUAUUAUUUACAGUUGCCUACAGUACUGACCCAUGAUCAAACAUGUCAACUCUUUCAAUGUUCAAGCAAUUUAAAGUGCAUUCACUAAAACCUCUUCGAACUUUUUUUCUUUCUUUGACACUCAUAAGGUUAAGAGAGGUAAACUGACAGUCAUGCAUUGUCAUUUUUCCAUGCAGACACUGUCUAUAUGUAGAAAAGAGCAAACACUCAGCUCAUUACAAAGAAAAUGCUUUGACUCUGUAUUAUUACUAAGCUUUAAUCAGGAGUAGCAGUUUGCAGACAGGAAUUUUAUUUAUUUUGGUUUUUCUUUUUAUUGUAACAAACAUUGUUAGAUUGUUUCGGGACCAUUAACUUCACUCCAGGCAAAUAUCAUAAACAGACCGAGAGUAAUUGAAAACAUUUCAGAAAUGAUUUGGGAGCUGAGAUGUGUGAAUGUUUGGAAAUGAUGACAAGCUGGUUUCACACAAACCAUCAGUGCUCAGUGUUAAUAUCUUCUUUGAUCUGCAAUUCACCUUUAAAACCGGACUCAGCAAGAGGAAAAAACAGACUGAAAGAAAGGCUGCCAGUCAUCGCUGGGUUUUUAAGCACAUGGUUUGUGUGGAUAACUUGCCAAAGUGCACAAUUUCUGUUUUGUUUGUGCGUCACAGAGGUGUGUGUGUGUGUGUUUCUCCCGAGUGCUUUCAUUUCACUAACCUUCCCAUUCAGACAGUCUCCUCUCUGAGACGCCGUCUGUUGUCAUUGUGAUUUAUGAGUUUAAUAAAACCCUGUGUGUGUGUGUGUGUGUGUGUGUGUGUGUGUGUGUGUGUAGCUCAGGGCCAUACUGUCCCUUACAAUCACUCCACAAGCUCUCUUUUCACAACCCCUCCCUCCCUCCAUGGCUGACAGUAGCUGUGAAUGUGGCUGUGAAUGUUUUAGAAGUGCCCUUGUCAGACUGGUGUCCUUGAACGAGGGCACUGUUGUUACUGCCAGUUUGUUAAUUUCAAACUUGCCUUGAUGUCCCCUUAAGGGACACAGGAGCAAAACUAAAUUACUGCUGCAUAGUUUUGAUGGAGAUACCGGCCCUCUCUGUGUACGUGCUGGUGUGUGUGUGUGUGUGUGACUGUGUAAGUAAGUCUUUGUACAGCUGAUGGCACAUCUGUGUUUCACUAACUCAGCAAAACAGUCCUAAAAUGACACUUCAUCUUCAGUUAGACCAUCACGACCAGUCUGAGUUCUUGUCAGGAAGAAAGUUUGAUACAAGAGUUUCAUUUAGUUAAAUUCAGCCGAAUCUUUAUAAGUAAUAACAUGUUGCUUGAUGCACCAUUUAUGCAGCUUCUCUAAAUUUUCGUGUUAUUAUAACAGAAGUCGUCUUUUUCUCAGUUGUGUUCCCCGUGUGUUUCUCACUCUUGUACACACACACACACACACGCAAAUCAUUAAACUGUACGUGCAAACUG
Messenger RNA from Thunnus maccoyii (southern bluefin tuna), 7063 nucleotides. RefSeq names its product potassium channel tetramerization domain containing 3 (gene kctd3). The record is from RefSeq and is a predicted model, not a curated record. The coding region runs from base 472 to 3081 and encodes 869 amino acids. Gene Ontology annotation, molecular function: protein binding. Gene Ontology annotation, biological process: protein homooligomerization. Lineage: Eukaryota; Metazoa; Chordata; Actinopteri; Scombriformes; Scombridae. The transcript has 19 exons.